UGCAUCUGCCGCACGUCAUUGGUCGAGUUUGAAAGGGAAGAACCCCUCGACAGCUCUACACCACAACACCCGACCACCCCACCUACACCAAACCCGCCGCCCCGCAAUCAUGGAUACCAACAUGGAAGACGUCAAGAUGCCCGAGCCCAUGCAGCUGUCGUCUGCCCCCACGUCUGAGCCGACCACAAUUCCCACCCUCGAUGGCUGGAUUGAGAGCCUUAUGAACUGCAAGCAGUUGGCAGAGAGCGACGUGCAGAGACUAUGCGACAAGGCCCGCGAAGUACUCCAGGAUGAGUCGAACGUGCAGCCAGUUAAAUGCCCCGUCACAGUAUGCGGUGACAUACAUGGUCAGUUCCAUGACCUGAUGGAACUUUUCAAGAUUGGUGGUCCCAACCCAGACACGAACUAUCUCUUCAUGGGCGACUACGUCGACCGUGGCUACUUUUCCGUCGAGACUGUGACUCUCUUGGUCGCACUCAAGAUUCGAUACCCCCAGCGUAUCACCAUCCUCCGUGGUAACCACGAAUCUCGUCAAAUUACCCAAGUAUACGGCUUCUACGACGAGUGCCUCCGCAAGUACGGCAAUGCCAAUGUUUGGAAAUACUUUACAGACUUGUUUGACUACCUGCCCCUCACCGCCUUGAUCGACAACCAGAUCUUCUGUCUCCAUGGCGGUCUCUCUCCCAGUAUCGACACGCUCGACAACAUCAGGGCGCUUGACCGUAUACAAGAGGUGCCUCACGAGGGCCCAAUGUGCGAUUUGCUUUGGUCCGACCCAGACGACAGGUGCGGUUGGGGAAUAUCACCUCGUGGUGCCGGAUACACUUUUGGACAGGACAUCUCGGAGGCAUUCAAUCACAACAACGGCCUGACGCUCGUGGCACGUGCUCAUCAGCUUGUCAUGGAAGGAUACAACUGGUCGCAAGAUAGGAACGUUGUGACUAUAUUCUCAGCACCAAACUACUGUUACAGAUGCGGUAACCAGGCCGCAAUCAUGGAGAUUGACGAGCACCUGAAAUACACCUUCUUGCAGUUCGAUCCUUGCCCACGAGCGGGCGAGCCUAUGGUAUCACGAAGGACUCCGGACUACUUCCUCUAAACGAACCCAUCUGUGGCUCUUGCUUGCAAAUCUAAAGACGGUCGCACUUGGACAUGAUCCCCAAAUACACUAUGUACGACUGCGUUUCUGUUGACAAAAGCUGUCCCUGGUUCCGAUGCAAGUGCAUGACAUCACCAUGUCCCAUCUGCGAUAGAACUAUGCGGUGUCUACAGGGAAGCUGAAGCAGCCACGCUCGAGUCGCCUGGAGUGCCCGCCAUACAAUACCUUUAGUUAUGCCCUUACCGGUGCAGAGCUAACCAAUAAUGAAACCUGAUUGCGCUUCUUA
Bipolaris maydis ATCC 48331 is the source of this 1385-nucleotide messenger RNA. RefSeq names its product Metallo-dependent phosphatase-like protein. Gene Ontology annotation, biological process: mitotic cell cycle. Gene Ontology annotation, cellular component: cytosol. The record is from RefSeq and is a predicted model, not a curated record. Gene Ontology annotation, molecular function: protein serine/threonine phosphatase activity. Lineage: Eukaryota; Fungi; Ascomycota; Dothideomycetes; Pleosporales; Pleosporaceae.